Molecule: messenger RNA, 5732 nt
Organism: Amphiprion ocellaris (clown anemonefish)
Lineage: Eukaryota; Metazoa; Chordata; Actinopteri; Pomacentridae
Product: neuronal acetylcholine receptor subunit alpha-7-like
Exons: 10
Coding region: 371-1975 (534 amino acids)
Biological process (GO): regulation of membrane potential; signal transduction; monoatomic ion transmembrane transport
Cellular component (GO): neuron projection; postsynaptic membrane; synapse
Molecular function (GO): acetylcholine-gated monoatomic cation-selective channel activity; transmembrane signaling receptor activity
Source: RefSeq, a predicted model, not a curated record
GAGUCCGAAAUGACUGGAGGGGACAAAUCCUGACGACCGUGCCGGUAUUACGCAGCAGCAGCAGCCGUCGGACAGGUGGCUGUCAUCAUCAGGAAACGCGCAGAGGACGAGAUCGAGAUGUUUGACAAAAAAUAUAGCUGAGCGCAGAGAGAGGAGAGGUGAAUCCAAAGUGACUUCUCAGGUGGCUGCAGACCAAACACAAGUAGACAGACAUCGGGUGUGUCCGUGCGUCUCUUACAGCAUCCGACAAGAAGAAAUAGAGAGAAAGAGACAGAGAGGAGAGAGAGCAGCACCAGCAGUCUGACAAAGCUGCGCUCCUUCCAAGUUUGACAUCUCCAGCGGGAUACAGGAGUUCUGCUCCGCCGCUGCCAUGGCGCCUCGGAAGCGCACUGGAUCUGUAUUAGUUGGAGUUUACCUGUGGGCGACAUUCUGCUGCCAAGGAUGUCUUGGUGGUAUCCACCAGAGGAAGCUGUACAGUGACCUGAUGGUGAACUACAAUCGACUUGAGAGACCCGUCCUAAACGACUCGGCACCGAUUGUGGUGGAUCUCGGCCUCACAUUGCUGCAGAUCAUCGAUGUGGAUGAAAAGAACCAAGUGUUGAUCACGAAUGCCUGGCUGCAGCUGUAUUGGACAGAUAUUUACCUCGCAUGGAACCCAGAGAGCUACCCAGGGGUUCAGAGCAUCCGCUUCCCCUCCAAUAUGGUUUGGGUCCCAGAUAUCCUGCUCUACAACAGUGCGGAUGAGAGAUUUGAUGCUACAUUCCAUACAAAUGUGCUGGUCAAUGCUUCAGGAUCCUGCCAGUACAUCCCACCAGGUAUCCUGAAAAGUACCUGCUACAUUGAUGUACGAUGGUUCCCAUUCGAUGUGCAGAAGUGUGACCUAAAAUUUGGCUCCUGGACCCACAACGGCUGGCUGCUGGAUCUGCAGAUGAUGGAUGUGGACAUCUCUACCUACAUACCCAACGGAGAGUGGGACCUUGUAGGAGUGCCAGCAAAGCGAAAUGAGCUGUACUACGACUGUUGUAAGGAGCCCUACCCCGAUGUGACGUUCACGGUCACGAUGCGCCGCAGGACUCUGUACUACGGCCUCAACCUGCUCAUCCCAUGUGUGCUCAUCUCUGGUCUGGCCUUGCUGGUCUUCCUGCUUCCUGCUGACUCUGGAGAAAAGAUCUCACUGGGCAUAACAGUGCUGCUGUCUCUGACAGUGUUCAUGUUACUCGUAGCAGAGAUCAUGCCUGCCACUUCAGACUCUGUUCCUCUGAUUGCUCAGUACUUCGCCAGCACCAUGAUGAUUGUGGGUUUGUCUGUGGUUGUAACCGUGUUGGUUCUACAGUUCCACCACCACGACCCCCAUGGAGGGAAGAUGCCUAAAUGGGUCCGAGUCAUUCUCCUCAACUGGUGUGCUUGGUUCCUCCGCAUGAAGAAGCCUGGAGAGGAGAGACGAACAGUCGUGAACUCAAGUAGUCCCUUGACCUACAAGUAUCCCCAUUCUCCUCCUCACCACACCAGCACCAGUAGCAUUCAGAUGAACACCAUACCAGGGCAGGCAUCCACCCAGUCAACCACCACCAACGGGAGCAUGAACCUGUACUUUGGCUACCAUUCAAUGGGCACAGACAACCCAGCUUUUCCACCAAGCACUGAUUCAGGUGUAGUGGUGUGUGGCGGUGGAGGAGUUGGGGGCAACCACCUUAAUGGCUCCUCCCAGCAUGAUAUUAUCUCGGAUCAGACACGGACUUUGCUGUUGGAGCAGGUUCCGGAAAUUUCUCGGAUCCUGGAGGAGGUGCAGUACAUUGCGGGCCGCUUCCGGGAACAGGACGAGGGGGAGGCAAUCUGCAGUGAGUGGAAGUUCGCAGCGGCGGUCGUGGAUCGGUUAUGUCUGGUGGCCUUCUCGCUUUUCUCCAUCAUCUGCACCUUCACCAUCCUCAUGUCGGCGCCUAAUUUCAUUGAGGCGGUGUCCAAAGACUUCACAUAAGGCUGAUCUCUACCCUCUCUGAGGCAGAAGAGAGGCAAAGCUAAUAGUAAAAAUUCUGACACGAUUAGAUCUGUGCCACACAAGCAUCCCUACUACAACUAGGAUGACUUUAAAAUCGUUGUUCCUGUACAUCAGUACCAAUCAUUUCCCUCUAUCCAUUAUGUAUGUGUCAGUAGUAAAUGGUUUGGGUGAUGUGGUUUUUCCCUGUCAAGGUGGCUCCCCCAGCUCACACCAUAUGUACAGUGUGCCAUGUAGCGGGUUGAGACUACAUACAGUAGUUAACGAAGUAGAAACUCACACUAAUGCACUUUUUAUCUGUAUCCCAGCUGCACCACAUCAUUUACUUGCCACCGCUUUGGCUUCCCAUCUCAUCAGAAAAUCCGCACUCUUUCCCUUCCAGCUCUUUCUUUUCAUCUAUUCCUCUUACUAUUUCCAGGGUCUGUCACCUCUGUAUAUCUUCUAGAAAUGUCUCAAGUAAAUGCUUUCAGCAGUUACAUAGAGUACAGUCAAUAAUCAGUGUUUUUUCAGGCCAGUAUGCUUUUUUUCUAUUUUUAAAUAAACAUAUGUUUUAGAGUAAUCUGAUUAAGCUGAAAUGUAAUCUUGACAAGCUCACUCACAGCACUGUAUGGCUCCCUUCUCUUUUAACUAGGGCUCCAGUAACUGAUUAUUUUCAGAUAUUAUUUGAGAAGAUGAUGCUAAUAUUUUUCUUGAUUAUUCUAUAUUAUAUAGUAUACAAAAUGCCAGAAAUUAAUGGAAAAGUUCUGUUAUGAUUUCCCAGAGCCAAGAGAUAGUUUCACUUCACCAGCAGUCCAAAACACUAAUACAGUCUGUUUUCUCUCAUACAUAUAACAACAAAAACAAGCCAUCCAUUACUUUAUCCUAUUAUCUCUACCAUGUCACUCUCUUUUUAACAUACUCCAAUCAGUCACAACAUUAAAACCACUGAUGGGUAAAGUGAGUAACAUUGAUCAUCUUGUUACAGUGGAAUGUUCUGUCAGGAAACCUUGGGUCAGGGUUAUUACUUUGACACCUACCGCCCAUUAAAACAUUGUUGCAGACCAAUCACAUCCCAUCAUGGUCAUAGCAUCCCCUGAUUAUAGUGAAGUGCCCCAGCUGGACAAUGCACCCUGCUGCACUGCAGAAACUUCCAGAAACAUGACACAAGAACCCAAGGUGCUGACCUGGCCUCCAAACUUCCCAAACCAGCAUCUGCAAGAUGUGUCAGAACAAACCAGAUCCAUGGAGGUCCAACACUACAACCCUCAGGACCUAAAAGGAUCCAUUGCCAACCCACUGAUAUUGGACACCUCACCCCUCGAGUUCCCAUGUCCAUGCCCCAGUGGGUUAUAAAUGUUUAGGUGGGAAAAUGGAGACCUACACAUUAGUGUGCAUGUGGUUUUAAUGUUGCAUCUCACUGGUGUACUCAUAUUAUUCUUGCCUUUCCUCAUUUGUUGAGCUUCCUUUUCUUACAACCAUCUUUUCAUUCCCUCUUUGCACAGUUCAAACACAAGUUCCACAGUCAUAACUGUGGCUAAGAAGUCCAUCAGUAUCAGUAAAAGUCAUACUUAAAUGUGACAUUUCUGCUUUUUGCUCUUUCCAAGCCAUGUUAUUAAACUGCGAAGUAAUUCCACAAGGGAUCGACAGCAUUUCUCUUUGCCUCAAUCCCUUAUGUGAAUACAGUACAUUGAGUGUUGUUAGCAUAUCAUACAUUUUUUUUCCAAAUAACUUACUUUCAUUUACAAUGGAUUUAUUUUUUGAUGUGAUUUGGUGUUAUAUUACUUGUGUGCUAGCUACAGAAUGUGUUGCCGUACUCUAAGAACAAUGAAGAAAGAUGAUCACAGCAAGAAAUGAUUAAAUGACAGUAUUUUUAAAUGUAUUUUGAGGGGACAUCACCCCAGUGGAGAUGCAUUUGGCACUAAUCUUUUUGUAGCGCAGAGUGCUUUGUGUUUAUUUUUUUUUUUACUCUCUAAUACUCAGUGAAAGGCAAAUACUUUUCCUUCUAUAAUCUCUUGCAACAACACGCAACAAGGAUUACUGGGUGACCUUAUGUAACAGACUUGUGCUAAAUCUCAUCUCUUCUCACCAACUGAGCAUCCUCUCUGAUCUGGGCACGCCGACAGCCACCCAUCCUGAGUGUGGUUCUGUUAAAAGGGAGUUUUUCCUCCCCAAUGUCGACAAGUGCUUGAUGGGGGAACUAUUGAGUUUCUCUCUAUAACACUGAACGGCUUUGACCUUACUAUGUGAAGUUCCUACUGUUACACAUGCUACUCUACUCAUGGAGUUCUCUGACAGCACUUGGCCAUUUUCAGUGGAGCUUUAAGAGAAACUCAGGAAGAAUGAAAGCAAGAGCAUACAGUACAUUGCUUGACUACUCCCGAAAUAGCAACUGAAAUGGAAUUCAUGCUGUUACAGUGAAUCAAUGGGCCAAGUUCAGACAAAUAACUGCCACCCGUUGGCUGCCUAUCAUUACAUUUCUACAUUGUAAACCAUCUGGCCAAUCCACUAAUAAUGGAAACACAGCAAAAGGUGAAGCCUGUAUUGUCUGAAACACAUGCAAGUUCUUUGCACUGUUGAUUUCAACAUUCAGUACCCAUUACCGUGUUUUAAGUUGAAGCUAGUACAUCUGGCUUAAAGGUUACAAAUGUACUUAGUUGUUUUGUUUCAUAACAAAAAAAAAAUUCCUAAAAUAGCAUUAGAGAUGCUAGUAUUGUAAUUUUAAGGGAUUAAUUAGCCUAUCUCACAUCUGUGUUGUGGAUAUGAAGCCACAGUCUGUAGCUUGUAGUCUAAAAGCAACAAGCCAAUAUGGCAUUCAUCACUCCUCGAACUACCAUUCUGCUACAGGCAGAGUGAGACUAGUGGUGUACAUCUAUUGCCAAUCUUUAUGCUAAACUAAGCUGACUGGCUUCUGACUGUUGCUUCAUACUAAACGAACAGAUAAGAGAGAGAUAAGAAUGGUCUAACUCUCGUCAAGAAAUUAGACUACCCAGAUUCUCCACAAAGUUUGUUAUUGCACUUUGUGUUUGGAUAUUGUAAGUUGGACUGGUUGAAACACAAAGGUAAGCAUUACUGCAAUGAGAACAUGUUUUUUUUUGGUUUAUGACAGAGCAUAUGUGGGUAAAAAUACAUGUGGAGAAGGGGGAAGACGGGUCUUGACUGCUGUAAGUAUGUCGCGUAAUAAAUCUAGGGAUAAUGGAAAACCUUGACCAUUGACUCAUCUUGGAGAUUUGAACAGAGAUGCAAUGACUCAUAUUAGAUAUUGAAUGAGGAGUGUCUUCUAUGUGCAUUUGAUGGACUGACAACUAAAGACAGCCAAUUAUAUAGAUUCUUUGUGAGACAAGCUGACCGAUUUCUACUGUUGCUCACUCAUGUUGUUCAUGUUAUUCAGCACGUUUUUAAUGCGAGAAGCAUCUAUGACAGUGAAAGUGUUCAAAAUGUGAAUAGCGAGUUAGAUGUUUUAAAGUAAAAGACAUUGUGUAAUUCACAAGACAGUAUGCUGAAGCUGAAACCACACAAUUGGCUCCAAUAGCAGUAUUGCAAAGGUGAAAUUAAGUACACUUAAAAUGAGGGUGUGACCGUUUACGUUUUGCCAUGCUAUUUUUUUUUCUUUUAAAUCAGUGUAUUUUGAUCAAUUUGAGUGUCUUUUUCUUUGUCUUCUGUGCCUCUCUGCUCAGUAUGAUUCAUUCUCCUUUGAAUAAUGUACAUAAAUGCUCACUGUACAUGACUAUUUUGAAAAAAAUAAAAUAAAUGAGAAACACAA